AACGCCUUUUGGUGAUGUUUUGACAGAUAUUCACUUCUUAAUUUAUGUCAUUCAUUGGAUAUUUUUUGCGAAAUUAUUUCCAUAUUAGUGUCAGCAUUUUGACGCUAGUCUUUGACUUGAAAAUUCGUGUGAUGUGAAGGAUGUGUUUUUAGCCAACAAGCUAACCUAGCUAUAGAUGAGUGACUGUCCCCGUUGUGGCACAUUAUGGCUCACAGUGCCAGGAGAGAUUCCCCGGAGCUCCCUGACUUCUCUCUGCUCAAGAGGCUGGCAAGAGAUCAGCUUAUCUAUCUGCUGGAACAGCUGCCAGGGAAGAAGGACCUCUUCAUUGAGGCCGACUUGAUGAGCCCGCUGGAUCGCAUUGCUAAUGUGUCAACACUAAAGCAACAUGAAGUCGACAAACUCUACAAAGUGGAAUACAAACCUAUUGUCAGCACCUCAGAUCAGCUCUGUUUUCUGAUCCGGCCAAGAAUACAGACUGUGAAAUGGAUAUGUGAUGUGGCCAAUGCGGACAAGGCAACAGGAAAAUUUAGAAGAUACAAGAUAAUCUUUACCCCUCAGAAGUUCUUUGCGUGUGAGGCGGUGCUGGAGGAGCAGGGGAUCUUCGGUGAUGUGACCACGGAUGAGUGGGCUUUCUACCUUCUUCCGCUUGACGAUGACAUCAUCAGUCUGGAGCUGCCCGAAUUCUUUCGAGACAACUUCCUGGCAGGGGACCAGCGCUGGGUGAGGACAGCCGGCAGUGCCCUGCACCUCCUUCACUCCGUCUACGGCCCGUUCUCAAAGGUCUACGGGAUCGGACGAUGUUCCAAGAUGGCGUACGAGUCGUGGAGGGAGCAGGUCGAAGAGGGAGAACAAAAAGCUCGUCAAGCUGAAAUAGGGAAGGUUUUUCUUAUUGACAGAGAUGUGGACUUUGUCACUCCUCUGUGCUCACAAGUUGUCUAUGAAGGACUCCUGGAUGAUAUAUUUCGAAUCAGAUGCGGAUGUGCGGAGUUCGGACCUGAUGUUACCUCCUCUGACAGAAGUGUAAAGGUCAUGUUGAACUCUCAGGAUAAGGUCUUCAAUGAAAUCAGAAACGAGCAUUUCUCCAACGUCUUCGGCUUUCUCAGUCAGAAAGCCAGGAAUCUCCAGACUGCAUAUGAUAAGCGUCGGGGGAUGGACAUAAAGCAGAUGAAGACGUUUGUGUCGGAGGAACUAAAAGGGUUAAAACAGGAACAUCGGCUGCUGAGCCUACACAUCGGUGCUAGUGAAUCGAUAAUGAAGAAGAAAACAAAGCAGGAUUUUCAGGAGCUGUUGAAGACAGAACACUCGUUACUUGAAGGAUUUGAAAUCCGUGAAUGCAUUACUUUCAUAGAGGAGCACAUCAACAGACAGGUGUCCAUGAUAGAAAGUCUGAGGCUGCUUUGUCUUCUGUCUAUCACGGAAAACGGACUCCUGCCAAAAGAUUACCGGUCAUUAAAAGCACAGUAUCUACAGAGCUAUGGAGUGGACCACCUGCUCACAUUUGCCAACCUGAGGCAGCUGGGGCUGCUGGUGGAGCAGCAGCCGGGGGAAACGCUGACUGUUAUGGAGAGCAAAGUGGGCAAACUGGUCAACGACAAAACUGCAGGAAAGCUGACUGACGCCUUCUCUUCUCUCGCAAAGAAGAGUCAUUUCAGAGCGCUGAGCAGAAAGCUCAACCUGGUGCCAAAGUCAGAUGAAGAAUAUGACCUGCGUGUCCCACGAGACAUGGCUUACAUCUUCAGCGGCGCCUACGUCCCUCUGAGCUGCAAACUCAUCGAGCAGGUGCUGGAGCGAGACGGUUGGACGGGGCUUGAUGAAGUCACCAGGCUGCUAAAUGGGCAUGAAUUUGCUGUUACAGGCAGCAACGGAGCUGAUUUGAGAGCAAAGACCGAUGCUCAGCGCAUCAUCCUUGUCAUGUUCCUCGGUGGCUGCACCUUUUCUGAGAUUUCAGCCCUACGUUUCCUCGGCAGAGAGAGAGGUUAUAAAUUCAUUGUGGUAACAACUGCGAUUACAAACAGUUCAAGACUCCUCGAGGCUUUGCUGGACAACCGCGUAUGAAACCUGUCAGCACAUCACGACGGACAGAAACGGAGACAUUCCUGCAGCCACUUGUCAUGCAUUCCCUCCAGCACUGACAUUACAGAUGGGAAAUGUUCACUAACUGUCUGUGUCUGACAACUGUAAAGAUGUAUAAAGUGAAUAAAUGUUUUUAACACGUA
Molecule: messenger RNA, 2216 nt
Organism: Siniperca chuatsi (mandarin fish)
Lineage: Eukaryota; Metazoa; Chordata; Actinopteri; Centrarchiformes; Sinipercidae
Gene: vps33b
Product: VPS33B late endosome and lysosome associated
Exons: 24
Coding region: 205-2055 (616 amino acids)
Biological process (GO): vesicle-mediated transport; intracellular protein transport
Cellular component (GO): CORVET complex; lysosome
Source: RefSeq, a predicted model, not a curated record